This is a messenger RNA of Theileria orientalis strain Shintoku, 1509 nucleotides long. RefSeq lists its product as hypothetical. NCBI's taxonomy places the organism in Eukaryota, Apicomplexa, Aconoidasida, Piroplasmida, Theileriidae. The record is from RefSeq and is a predicted model, not a curated record. The transcript is spliced from 2 exons. Bases 1 to 1509 code for a protein of 502 amino acids.
AUGAAUAAGGACAAUAAUGGCUCUCCGUCAAACAGCCAAGAAGACACUAGAAACCAGCCAGGUAGAGAAAAUUCGGAACUAAGUGGCAAGAGCGUGGGACGUAGCUCACUAAUGAUGAAAAACUUUGAAAGCAGCGCUAGCCUGUUGAAGCUGGGAAUGAAUAGAAACACAGUCGGUAGCAUCCAAGAUCAAACGAACAGAACAAUAGAAGAUACAGUUAAAAAUGACGUACUGAGUAGGUUCGUAACAUCUAAAAUGCAAACAAACCAACACUUGGGAGAUGGGCAAAGAAGUUUUAAGGACCUACAAGGUGAAUACGUUACAACGGGAGGGAACACGAUAUCGCUGAACAAUAUUAAAACCCCAGCGCUGACAAGUAAUUUGACGAACAAUAGAAACGGAAGAAUGCUGAGAACAAGGAAAUCGAACAGAUUCACACCAGAAUUUGAAUCAGUAGACGGGCUUACCCCACCAUACAAAAACCACCUCACAACGGGAAACUAUAGCCAGUGCACACUGCUAGCAAAGCAAAUUCAAACAAUGCCGACAGGAAUGGGAAGAAGUUACCCAGGGAUUAACCACACGGAAAUGACAAAUUCGACGAGAGCAACAAUGCCGAUGAUGCACACAUACCUCACACAAAGCUCAGAAGAAAGAUACCCGAGAGAAAUAGCCGAAAACACAACCACACUUAUAAGAGAAGGCUUAGAAGAGAGAAACAUGACAACACACGAAGAAUAUGAAGAAAGUAAACAAAAUAUAGAAGGAUCAGACGAAGCUGAUCCGAAUAAUACAACGCAAUACUACAGCAGAGUGUUCGAAAACUCAGAAGAGUCGCUCUCACUCCUGAAGAAAAUGUUCGUGGCAAACAGUAACAGUAACAGUAACGCAGCAAAAACGAGUUUUAAAGAACAAGGUGAAGAUUCAGAAGACCCGGGGAUGCAGAUGGAUAAGUUUGAGUGGAUACCAAACGAACCAACGGAAGACAACCUCAUGGGGACGAAGGAAAACAUAGAGGAGCUGUUUGAAAAUAACUUUGAAGAGGACUGCGACGGAUACAUGCUCUCGAGCUACUUUAACCAGGCGCAGACGGACCUGGACGUUAAGCUGAUGAACCUGGCGACGAUACACGAGAGCCUGUACACGACCUCGGACACGGCGACGCUGAGGACGCUGGAAAAAUUCCUGCUACAGCUGCUGCAGCAAAAAAACUUCUACGGGAGCCUGACGCCAUUCGGAAAGUUACUGGCAUUCAUCAACCUGAGCUUCCUGAAAAGGCACAUCACACUACUGGACACACUAUACAGCCACCCGGAAAUGUCCGUAAUAAGGAACGCACUAGCAAACUCAAGAGGCCAAAUAGAGAAAACGCUAAACGCAUCAGCAGAUACACCUACUCUUAUAAAGCCAUGUCUAGUUAUAUGUACACACCACCUCAUACCUGAGGAGAUGAGUAAAAGCACACCGAUGGUCCAGCCAUUGGGCAUGAAAAAGCCAAAUAAAAAUUAA